AUGGCGGACGCCCUCUGUGGCCCUUCCAACCCACUACAGAAUCUACAAAAACACACGCAGAUCGAUCGAACACUGCAACAAGACCGUCUAGUCGGACCCAGACAGUCUCCCGGGCAGGGUUUUCGAUCCGCCGACCCAAGAGCAGGUUCCCUGGACGCCGAUUUCCAUGCCUUCGAAAACGCAGCACCAAAUUCUUUCCAAUUCCAGCAGCCCGGGUUCGCCGAUACCCUGCCUGCGUUCCACUCUCGAGCCCAUGCGCAUGUCCAACCAGCUACAGCCUCAGCAGGAUGGGCGGCAGAUUUCCAGAGACUGAAUAUCCACGACCACCCUCUUCCCGCAGGACAAUUCCGUACAGAGGCUCCUCUCGUCAGAUCGACCGUUGGCGGAUGGCAAGAUGAAUUUAUGCGACAGCGAUCGAGUGUACGGGCGCCGUCGGCGCAAGGGAAUCAAAUAAUGGCCGAACCACCGGGGCAGAUAAAUACCAACAUGUUUACAAGUCAAGCUCGAUCGCCCAUGUUAAGCUAUGCGCAAUCCGUAUACCAAUCAUUCGACGGAUUUCAGGGGCAGCAACCACACCAACACCGCCCAGUCUCUAUGGACCAGCAAGUUCAAAUCUCCGACGUGGACUUCGAAGCCGCCUUCGCCGACGUAUCUGCCCAUGCCCAAGAAAUGGAUAGACAGCAACCACACAACAAGCCCUCGGAAACCAUCGAAACGACAAUCGAACAGAGAGAAACUACGACGAUCAGGAUCGGUUCCGACGCCAUCCACUACCGUGAGCAAUCCGAACGGACACCCGACCAAGACAUGCACGACGCCGACGAACUAGCCCGGACGGCCGGACAACUACUGUCCAGCGUCCAACAUGACACGAGCACGAAAUUCCAGAACUCGCAAUUUUUAGACUUGAUGCGACGGAUUCGCGAUCGUGAGGUCGAAGUCCAGAAUAACGAUCUCCAAAGUGUGGGCACGGGAAUGGCUGCCGUCACUGGGACAACCACCAGUGAUAUGGACAUGGCGUCUACCUCUACCUCAGACCUCGAGAGACAUGAGGACCAAUUGAACCUGGACCAGCAACGGCAGGGCCGCGAGGCGAACGUGAAAACCAAAGGGAAGCAGCCUGCAACGACAUCCCACUUUGAAUUUCCCGACAUGGAUGCCGUCUACGCACCGUCGAUGGAACCGAAGGCCUCGAAGGCCUCCAGCUUAAUUGUGCCACCGUACACGACGUACGGCUUUGACGACGACCAGUAUCCGGCGAUGCAACCGCAAACCCAAAUCGAAGCCCUCCACCCUGGUGGCAAAUGGUAUCCGGACCAAUCGCCACGGCUGCGACGGGCCGAGAUGGAGAUGUCUGGCGCCAUUGUCGACGAUGGAAGCGUAGGUGAUGACGAUGACGGUGCAACGCUCGAAAAGCGCAUUUCAGCGAGUGACUUCGAGUACGUGGAUGAGAACGCAGGACUUGCCAGACGGUUUGUUCGCCCUGGCGAGAUGACAUAA
Molecule: messenger RNA, 1500 nt
Organism: Rhinocladiella mackenziei CBS 650.93
Lineage: Eukaryota; Fungi; Ascomycota; Eurotiomycetes; Chaetothyriales; Herpotrichiellaceae
Exons: 2
Coding region: 1-1500 (499 amino acids)
Biological process (GO): protein import into peroxisome matrix, docking
Cellular component (GO): cytosol; peroxisomal membrane
Source: RefSeq, a predicted model, not a curated record